AUUCAAAAAAAUUUAAGCACAACUUAGUGUAGAAAGAAAGAACUAAGCAAUUAAAAGCUCAUAAAAUGUAAAUAACAAAGAAUUAUUUUGACAGUUUUUACGAAUGAUGUUAUAAGUGAAAACGUUACAUUAAUAAAAAUAUCUUUCCCAAUCAUAAAUUUAAUUCCAGUGUGCGAUAAGAAAUCAUUUGUUAUCUUUUAAAAAACAUUCCGCUUCUUGCCGUUCAUUCGAAAACAAGUAAAACUUAUUCUUUUAAAUAAUUAUCCGGAAUAAACAGUUCAGAUACAUUUACAUCAUUAUGGAAAUUUCACAUGUUACUGUAAUUGGAGGUGGACAGAUGGGAAGUGGAAUUGCUCAAGUAGCAGCUCAAAGUGGUUACAAUGUAUCUUUAGUUGAAGUAAAUGAAUCAUUGCUGGAGAAGGCGAAAGCAAACAUAAAAUUGAGUGCUGAACGUUUGGCAAAGAAGCAAUUUAAAGAAGAUGCUUCAAAGGUCGAUGAAUUUGUUAGCACUGUCAUUUCAAGGAUUUCAGGAACUACUGAUAUCCACACUGCUUUAUCUAAGACUGACAUUGUCAUAGAAGCGAUUGUGGAAAAUGUCGAUGCCAAGAAGAAAUUGUUCUCAUCUCUUGACAAGAUUGCACAGCCUAAAACAAUCUUCGCUAGCAACACUUCAUCAAUUCCAAUCAGUGAAAUUGCAAAAAGUACAAAUCGUCUUGAUCGUUUCUUAGGACUUCAUUUCUUCAAUCCCGUGCCUAUGAUGAAGCUUUUAGAAGUCAUUCGAAUUCCUGAAACGAGCGAUGAAACUUAUGAAACUUGUAUGAAGUUUGGAACAAAACUUGGUAAGACUUGUGUGACUUGUAAAGAUACUCUCGGCUUUAUCGUCAAUCGCUUAUUGGGAGCAUACACAACUGAAGCUGUUAGAAUGUUGGAGCGUGAUGAUGCAAAAGCUAAAGAUAUUGACAUUGCGAUGAAACUUGGCGCAAGUUAUCCAAUGGGUCCAUUCGAGUUACUCGACUACAUCGGCCUUGACACAACUCAAAGCGUUCGUGAAACAUUUGCACGAUAUGAUCCCCAAAAUCCACUUUACGAACCAAGUCCAACAAUUGAUAAAUUAGUUAAAGAAGGAAAACUUGGAGUCAAAACUGGAGAAGAUUAUACAAAAUCUGAAAACAUUGCCAACACAAACAACUUAAAAAUGGUGAAACCAACUAUUUAUCAUAAUUACUUUAGUCCACCAUCAAGAUUCGCUGUUAUUACGGCUAAUCAUAUUGGUUUGGAUUUUGAAGUGAAAAAUCUGAAUCUAUUCAAAGGUGAACAAUUCACGCCUGAAUUCAUUGCCAUUAAUCCAACAUCAACUGUUCCAGCAUUAGUCGAUGGAAAUGUUAAAGUGUUCGACUCAACAGCCAUUGGAAUUUAUUUGGUUGAAAAAUAUGCAAAAGAUGAUCAAUUGUACCCAAAAGAUUUGGUGAAGCGAACAAUGGUUAACGAACGUCUUUUAUAUGUCGGAAACUACUUGUUUCCUAGAUUGUUUCAAAUAAUCGUGCCUGGUUUAUACGGGAGAGAAGUUGAGGUUCCCAAAUAUAAAUUCGACGAUAUCAUAAGAGGCUAUCAAGCGAUUGAAAAGUUUUUAAGUGUCACAACUUAUUUGGCUGCAAACACAAUAACUUUAGCUGAUUUGUAUUUGUGGGCAAUAAUGGAAUCAUUGGCACAAGUCAUUCCAAUUGACACUGAAAAGUUUCCGCAUUUCAACAAGUGGAUGCAAAAGAUGAAAGAACAUCCUUCAUACAAGAUGAAUAAGGAUGCUGCAGUUGAUCAUAUUCGAUUCUAUCGAGCAUGCAUUGAGAAAGCUAAGAAAUUAGGAAGAGAACUUGAAGGAAGCGAUCUUUCGUUUUAUCAACUCGAUUUCUUAUCAUAAUUUCCUUAAUACUUUAAUCCAAAUAUGUCUAAUUUAUUAAAUCUCGUAAUUCGACGAACAAUGUCAUCAGCUUCAAAAGGUAUCAACCACGUAACUGUUGUUGGUGGUGGAUUGAUGGGAAGUGGAAUUGCUCAGGUAGCAGCGCAAACUGGUCAUAAUGUGACUUUGGUGGAUUUGGAUGCUUCCUUACUUGAAAAAGCAAAGAAAAGCAUCGCGAAAAGCUUGGAACGAGUCGCUAAAAAACAAUUCAAAGAUGAAACAUCAAAAAUUGAUGAAUUCGUUGCAAGUGUCACUGCACGUAUUGAAGGGACAACAGACAUUAAAUCAGUAGCUGAUAAGACAGAUAUCGUUAUCGAAGCUAUUGUUGAAAACUUGGAUGUCAAGCAGAAACUUUUCUCUUCCAUUGAUCAGUUAGCCAAACCAACAACAAUCUUUGCAAGCAAUACAUCUUCCAUUCCUAUUGCUGAAAUUGCGAAAAGUACGAACCGAACUGAUCGAUUUUUGGGUCUUCACUUCUUCAAUCCGGUGCCAGUGAUGAAACUCUUAGAAGUAAUACGAACGUCGGACACAAGCGAUGAAACUUACAACGUUUGUAUGGAAUUUGGAAAGAAACUUGGCAAGGCUUGUGUGACUUGUAAAGAUACUCCAGGAUUUGUCGUCAAUCGUUUGCUUGUUCCUUACAUGGCUGAAGCUGUCAGAAUGUUAGAGCGUGGCGAUGCAACAGCUAAGGAUAUUGACAUUGCAAUGAAACUUGGUGCAGGAUAUCCAAUGGGACCAUUCGAACUUGGAGAUUAUGUAGGCCUCGACACAACUAGAAGCGUCCUCCAAACAUAUGCACGCUUUGAACCUGAAAAUCCUCUAUUCAAACCCAUCCCAUUGUUGGAUCGAUUAGUUGAAGAAGGAAAACUUGGAAUCAAGAGUGGUGAAGGAUUUUACACUUACAAAAAAUAGAAAUUUUAUAUUAUUUUAAAAAUAUUUUUAUUACGUUGUCAAAGUGAAAAAAAUACAUAAAAAAGUUCAAUCAAUUAUGUGACGAAAUAUGGUUUAGCUUCAAGAAUAAGUUGUUCAAACUUUGAUCUUUGUCCUACAGGUUUGAUGUUUAUUCGUUGCUUAACUCUCAUGUCAAUUCGAUCUUCACAAUGAAAUCUCUUGAGGUUUGGAAAAAGUUGAGGAUCGUGAAUUGAUUGUGUUCGGAGUUCUUGAACUUCAAGCUCUUCUAAUGCCCGACAAUGAGUUCCAACCGCCUUCAGUAAAACUUUAUCCAAACAAUCAGUAAUUAAGAAUUUCAAAUUAGGCAUUGCUUCAAACAAUGCAUUGAAAAUUUUUAAUCUGCUCUUGUUGCAAGAAUAACUUUCAAUCUCAAACUUUGUGAUGGAAGUGUUUGAAUUAAAAUUAACUUUUGUCCAAUCAAUCGUCAACUCAACAUCAAAAAGAUCGACGAUGAGAUCUUUCAAUCGUGGCAUUUUGAAGAUUAAUUUUAAGAUUUCAAUUCCACACCAAUCUUCAAGUCGCAAUGUUUCGAUUGAUUCUGCUUGACUUUCAAGGAAGUCAAACAUGCAACUUCGGUCCAUUGGAAAUUCAUUUUUGUAUGAGAACAUUUUUAAUUUGAAUUUGUGUAAAGAAAUUGAUUCCUUCUUGAAAGCUAGAUGGGUUUGACAUCGCCAUAGUGUCAGGUUUUCUAAUUCACUAUUAUUAGCCAAAAUCUUUCGAACAUUCUCAGAAUUUCUUUUCCAGGUCUCGUUGUCAAAGUCGAGUCUUAAAACUUUCAAACUUUUACAUUCGAAAGCUAUCUCAUUCAUAAGAAGUCCAUUAUUUCGACUCAGAUCUAAGUUUUUAAGUUUAGGAAAUGACAUCUUUACUUCUGGUUGAACUUCAACUAAUAUGUCAUUUGGAUUUUCUAGAAACGAAUACGACAUGCUGAAGUUCUCAACAUCCAACUCAACAAGUUUCAUCAUUUCGAGCAGAUCUUUUUUAUUCUUUAUCUUUCGCAUGGACAUAUACACUUCCUUCCACUUUCCUCUCUGUAAUAUUUGAAGUAUUUCUGGAACUACAUUUUGGAUGUUGUGUAAGUAAAUAUUUUCAUACAAUCGCAGACUUUUCAAAUCACUUGACAUAUUUUCAAAUUUUUUUUCUUCGCCUUUUGAAAAUGGAACGACUAUUUUUAAAUUUAAUUUCUCCAUACAUUUAUUCGACUUUUCAGUUAGCUUAAACCAUAAUGGAGAAACGGUGGAAACGCUCAAAACAUCCUCAUUUAUAAAAUGUUGGAAAAUUAAUUCUAACAAAUCUGAAUGAAUCCUUUGGAAAGGAUCUAAAUUAUUGAGUUUGUUUUUCUUUGAUGGUACUUCCAUGACUUUAAAUACC
This is a messenger RNA of Clunio marinus, 4276 nucleotides long. Lineage: Eukaryota; Metazoa; Arthropoda; Insecta; Diptera; Chironomidae. The record is from the annotation of a GenBank genome assembly.